AUGCUGCAGGAGAAGGCUGUGACGGAUAAAUGUAUGAGCCGGGUCCAGACAGGCAUGGAGACUGAUCUCCUUCCAGACCAGUCACAACUGGGUCUAUCCAUAGCUUCAACGGUUCCCAGCUCCAGUGAGCCUGAACAGAGCAUUGAAAACAUUAAGGCUGUCCUUCAUGAGAGGGAAUUAUGGAAGAAAUUUCAUGAGGCCAACACAGAGAUGAUCAUUACUAAAGCAGGCAGGAGGAUGUUUCCUAGCUACAAAGUCAAAGUGACCAGGAUGAAUCCUAAAACCAAGUACAUCCUACUUAUUGACAUUGUCCCAGCUGAUGACCACCGCUACAAGUUCUGUGAUAACAAGUGGAUGAUUGCUGGAAAGGCAGAACCAGCCAUGCCAGGGAGACUUUAUGUUCACCCAGAUUCCCCCGCCACAGGAGCUCACUGGAUGAGGCAACUGGUAUCUUUUCAGAAACUCAAGCUAACAAACAAUCACCUGGACCCUUUCGGGCAUAUCAUCCUGAACUCUAUGCACAAGUACCAGCCCAGACUACAUAUAGUAAAAGCUGAUGAAAACAAUGCCUUUGGAUCCAAGAACACUGCCUACUGUACUCAUGUAUUUCAUGAGACAGCCUUCAUCUCUGUAACUUCGUAUCAAAACAACAAGAUCACUCAGCUGAAGAUAGAGAACAAUCCAUUUGCCAAAGGUUUCCGAGGUAGUGAAGAGGGAGAUCUGCGUGUUUCAAGACUACAGGGGAAAGAAUAUUCUGUGAUUUCAAAGAACAUGGUUCGCCAGAGGCUUCUCUCCUCACAUAGUCACCUUGCAGGGAAGUUUGGAGCAGGAGUUCUAACAGGGCACCCUCAAGUCCUGUCCUCUUAUCAGUAUGAGACUGGGGUUCCAUUGUCGAACUCAGACUCCCAAGAUCCCAUGUCAAAUCACUUCCCUCAGAGCAGAGAUCCCAGCCUUCUGUAUCACUGCUUCAAACACAGGGAUAAUGCCCGACACCUGGAGCUUGGAUGUAAGCGGUCAUAUCUGGAGACAUCAUCUGCAGGCUCAGAGGAGCAUUACUUUCGUUCAGGUCCCUCAUAUGAAUCGUCCCUACUGUCUCAUCCAUACUGCACAGAGGCAAUCACCUCUAGAGAAGCUUGUAUGUAUGGCAGUGUGGAAACAGAGUGUGGAUCUGGGCCGGGGGACACAGAUGAGCUAACCAACUCCCCUUCGAUAAAUUGCAACAUGUGGGCUACAAUGCAACCUUACCCUCACUAUAGUGUGGAGGGUGUCCCAUACCAGCCCUUCACUGCUCACUUCACCAGCACUGCCACAAUCAGACCUGUGGUACCACAUCCCACUUCAUCCAUGGUGUCAAGGUCACAGGUGGAUUUGGGUGUCUACACCUCUGCUUCAGCCCAGAAAGGUCUGCCUGUCAUACCUCAAUCGUCCUCUUCAUCAAGCUCUCCAGCUGUUUCAGGAUCCAGAGAUAGGUCAGGUCAUCCACCUCUGUACCACAAGAAGCCAGGGUCACCGUUCCAGCCUCUUAGAGAUUUCUCAGCCUAUGCCACACAAGGCACUAUAUCCAUCCAGGAUCCAUCCCAUCAAUAUUAA
This is a messenger RNA of Monopterus albus (swamp eel), 1590 nucleotides long. RefSeq names its product T-box transcription factor 4 (gene tbx4). Gene Ontology annotation, molecular function: RNA polymerase II cis-regulatory region sequence-specific DNA binding; DNA-binding transcription factor activity, RNA polymerase II-specific. Lineage: Eukaryota; Metazoa; Chordata; Actinopteri; Synbranchiformes; Synbranchidae. Gene Ontology annotation, biological process: angiogenesis; positive regulation of DNA-templated transcription; cell fate specification. The coding region runs from base 1 to 1590 and encodes 529 amino acids. Gene Ontology annotation, cellular component: chromatin; nucleus. The transcript has 8 exons. The record is from RefSeq and is a predicted model, not a curated record.